GAACCCUUAUUUAAUUUACGUUAUUGGAGCCAGCGAGAGAGAGUCCCGUGUGUUCUCUAUUCAUUUGCUGCUCUGCAUCUCCAUCGUCCACUUCGAAUCAUGGGUUUAGGGCUUAAAAGUUAGAACCUCUUUCUCAUUCUUCGGGCGGCGGCUUGCGUAGUAGCUUAAGCUUGUUCCUCCAAAGGUGUUCUCAGAAUACCUCUUACAACCCUAAUCUUCUAGAAUUAAUCAAAUUUUCUUGCUUCGACUCAGUUCACUAACCGAAAGGUAGCUGCAUUUUAUAUAGAAAAAAUGUCCCUGACGCAUCUUUCAAUCUCUUUUUCUUCAUCUUCAUCCGCUUUUUUGAGCUCAAACAGCAUCAACUCCAGAACUUUGAAGGUUGCAGUUCCGGCAAAGAAGAAUGGGAUAUGUAAAUGCAUCGCAACACCCCCGGCGGAGACGGCCGCUUACAAGACAAAGGUCUCUCGCAAUGCAAACAUGGCAAAACUUCAAGCUGGAUAUUUAUUCCCGGAGAUUGCUAGAAGAAGGGCUGCACACAUACUGAAAUAUCCUGAUGCACAAGUGAUAAGCCUUGGAAUUGGUGAUACAACUGAGCCCAUUCCAGAAGUCAUAACAUCUGCCAUGGCACAGAGAUCACAUUCAUUAUCAACAUUAGAGGGUUACAGUGGUUAUGGAGCUGAACAAGGUGAGAAGAAAUUAAGGGCUGCAAUUGCAUCAACUUUUUAUGCUGACAUGGGCAUUGAGGAAAGUGAUAUAUUUGUUUCAGAUGGUGCAAAAUGUGACAUAUCCCGUCUCCAGCUUCUUUUUGGUUCUAAUGUAACAAUGGCAGUGCAAGACCCAUCAUAUCCGGCAUAUGUUGAUUCAAGUGUUAUAAUGGGCCAAACUGGCCAGUUCCAGAAGGAUAUUGAAAAAUAUGGAAACAUUGAGUAUAUGAGAUGCAGUCCUGAAAAUGGCUUCUUUCCAGAUUUAUCAACUAUUCAGAAAACAGAUAUAAUCUUCUUUUGUUCACCAAACAAUCCUACUGGUUCUGCUGCAACAAGAGAGCAAUUGACACAGCUGGUACGGUUUGCCAAGGAAAAUGGUUCAAUAAUAGUCUAUGAUUCCGCAUAUGCCAUGUAUAUAUCAGAUGACAGACCUCGGUCUAUAUUUGAAAUUCCUGGAGCAAAAGAGGUUGCAAUAGAGACAACAUCAUUCUCAAAAUAUGCUGGGUUCACUGGAGUCCGACUUGGUUGGACUGUAGUUCCAAAAGAGCUGCUUUUCUCUGAUGGGUUUCCUGUUGCCAAGGACUUUAACCGUAUUGUUUGUACUUGUUUCAAUGGUGCAUCUAACAUUGCACAAGCUGGUGGAUUGGCUUGCCUUUCUCCAGAGGGUCUCAAGGCAAUGCAUGAAGUUGUUUCUUUUUACAAGGAUAACACUAAGCUUAUAGUGGACACAUUCAACUCCCUUGGUUUUAAAGUAUACGGAGGGGAACAUGCCCCUUAUGUUUGGGUCCACUUCCCUGGUCGAAGCUCAUGGGAUGUGUUUGCUGAGAUUCUUGAAAAGACCCAUAUAGUUACAACUCCAGGCAGUGGCUUUGGACCUGGUGGUGAAGGUUUCAUCAGGGUUAGUGCCUUUGGUCACAGGGGGAACGUCUUAGAAGCCUGUAAAAGAUUCAAGCUACUUUACAAGUAAGACGGUGCUUCCCAACUGGUUUCAAAAAUCAAUUUAUCUGCCAAAUUGAUGUCCUUGGACUUCUGUAACAUGUACCAUUUUUAUUUCUCAACUUUGACAUUUAGGUUUUUCUUAAUUGUUUGAUUGUUUCUCCUGGUUAAAACUGCAAAAGCAUUUUUCUGCUUUGAGUCUUGUGCUUCCUUUAGUGAGAAGAUUAAUCUGCAAUUUAUUCAAGCGAACUUCUUUUAUUGUCGUGUUGGACUUGGAGCUGAUAAUCAUGUAUCGGUGUAAUGCCUAUUUCCUUUCAUGCCCAA
This is a messenger RNA of Nelumbo nucifera (sacred lotus), 1964 nucleotides long. It is a transcript of the gene AGD2, whose product is annotated as Pyridoxal phosphate (PLP)-dependent transferases superfamily protein. Gene Ontology annotation, molecular function: transaminase activity; pyridoxal phosphate binding. The record is from RefSeq and is a predicted model, not a curated record. Gene Ontology annotation, biological process: biosynthetic process. Lineage: Eukaryota; Viridiplantae; Streptophyta; Magnoliopsida; Proteales; Nelumbonaceae.